Sitodiplosis mosellana (orange wheat blossom midge) is the source of this 6111-nucleotide messenger RNA. It is a transcript of the gene Pez, whose product is annotated as tyrosine-protein phosphatase non-receptor type 14. Gene Ontology annotation, molecular function: protein tyrosine phosphatase activity. NCBI's taxonomy places the organism in Eukaryota, Metazoa, Arthropoda, Insecta, Diptera, Cecidomyiidae. Bases 1567 to 5331 code for a protein of 1254 amino acids. Gene Ontology annotation, cellular component: cytoskeleton. The record is from RefSeq and is a predicted model, not a curated record. The transcript has 8 exons. Gene Ontology annotation, biological process: protein dephosphorylation.
GACGAGAAAAAAAAAAUGAAGAAGAGCAACCAAUUGAACACAAAAAACGCAGCAUUUCAUGUUCUAAAGGUUAAAACGUGAAAAUUGAAGCAAACCGCAGUGCAAACGAAAUCGCGACAAAGUGAAAUUCCCAUGUUGAAACGAGAGGGAAACACACAACACACGAUUAAGUAUAGAAAAUGUAAAAAAAAAGAGUUGAGUAUCGGUAAAUUUUUCUUUCUUCAUCGUUCUCAUCGUGUGAGUGCAUUGAGCGUGCGACAGGUGUUUUUUUUUUCUCUUUUCUUUUUCUCUCUCUCCGCAUACAUUCUCAUAUUCACUCAUCGUUCGUUCGUUCGUGCACGGCUCCGAUUUGGUUUGCUCUUGUUAUUAUUGUUGUUCGAUUCGUGUAUAUCGUCUCUUCUAUUUUGGUUUCGGUGUGCUCGGCAUUGGCUUCGCUGCUCAUUUGUGUGUUACAUUAAUUCGUCCGACGUUCAUGUUCAUUUAGUAUUGUUUGUCUAACGAGAAUGGCUGGUGCGUUUUGUUCACAAUUCAUUCGAAUAGUGCGUGUAUAAGCCCGUGCAUUUUUUCUUUCCCGUCUGCAACUGGAAUAUUUCGUUCUUUGUCUCCUUGUUUGGCGUUUUUCGUUGUUGUUGUUGUGGUUUUUCGUCGAGUUGAGUUCGUGUUUCGAGUGAAUGCGUUGUGUCGCUUCCAUGUAAAUUACACUGUGCAGUUUACAUUCGAAGUCAUCGUUUAGACGCGACCCAAAACAUUCUCACCGAAGAAUUAUUCUUUCGAAUUCUUUAAAUAAAUAUUUCAACAUCAGUCCAUUCGUAGUGCUUUGUUGAGUGUGUUUAAUUAAAUCGCCACCAUCUCUACUGUCACCGUCAUUUAACCGCUUGCGAGUCUACGAUCAACCGAACCGAUGAAUUUCGCGCAAACAACAUCUAGCGAAGCAAUAAACACGAUAACUUGUGAAUGUCUUUACGCUUGAUUAAUUCGUACAAUUUUUUUCAGUUUUCCUUGUAAAGCAGUUUAAAGAACACACACAAAAAUACACCGUUCUUUUUUUUUGUUUCGCGCAGUAUCGUUGACAAAUUGUGUUAUCGUUAUAACCACAUAGAUUCCCGUAUACGUGUGUUUAUGUACUCAGUUUGUGCCCAUGGUUUUUUUCGAUAUAGCCAAUUGUGCCUGUGCUUGUGUCUAUGUUCUGAAUGUGUGCCAAAAUAAUCGACUGAAACAUUUGGAAUCGCGAAAAAUAAGCAACAAACAAUUUUCAUUAAAAACACAAUCAAUCGAAACCGUCGUAAUUUGCAGCAAUUUAAAGAAACAAAAAAUGUGAUCGAUUUUCGGUCCCUUGUACACCUAGUAAAACAAAUGUGAAAAGAGCGAACGAGACGAUCGAACAAAAACCUGCAUCAACUGAUCAUCAAUUGGGACAAUAUUGACAGCAGCAGCAGCGUCAAAAGACAACGACUACGGAUUCCAUAAUUUAAUCAACUCGAUUUCAUCGUGAAGACUAUAUAAAAAAAACAACAACAACAACAAUAACAAUAACGACACACGAACGCGGCACACACAUGCGAAAAAAUGCCAUUCAAAAUCAAGUUGAAAAAAUCACGACAUUAUAAUGUCACAUCGAAGAGUUUGUUCGUCAUAUCUGUUCAUCAUUUACUGGUUUUAGACACACCGACUACGGUCGAUUGCACGCUCAGUUCGGAAAGCACUGGUUCGGAAUGCUUGGAAAAUGUGUGUCAGCGUUUAUCGAUAAAUCAACCGGAAUUUUUUGGACUACGCUAUGUGGUCAAAGGCAGUGAUACACAAAUGCGAUGGGUGGAUUUGGAUCGGCCGCUCAGUCGUCAAUUGGAAAAGCAUGCGGCCAGCCCGAAAUUGUAUUUGCGUAUCAUGUACUAUGUCAUUUCGGGUGUAACAUUGAUAACGGAUGAGGUGACGCGAAAUUACUAUUUUCUGCAGCUAAAAAGUGAUGUGGUUGAUGGUCGCAUAUCGUGCGAUCCACGGCAAGCUGUGGCCUUAGCAAUGUACUGUCGACAGGCGCAGUAUGAUAGUUAUCAAAGUGAACGACACACGGUGGAUUACUUGAAAACACUGCUUCCAUUUCCAAAAGCUAUGAUCGAAGCUGGUUUAUUGGAAACACUCACCGAAGAGGUACUGCUACAACCAAAUCCAGACAUUCAAGGCCUAACACAGUCAGCAGCCGAGGCGCUAUUCAUCACAGCGUGUCAAAACCUUGAUGGAUAUGGUCAGGAACGAUUUAAUGCUAAAAAUGACUCGAACCACAUGGUGUCGCUCGGUAUCACUGUGGCCGGGAUUGUGGUCACUACCAUGGAUGGAUCAUACACAUUUUAUCCGUGGCACGAAAUCAGUAAUGUAGUAAAUCACAAGCGCAUUUUCAACAUUGAAUGCACCGAGGCGCAGAAAAGUGUCGGGUUUUCACUGCAAGACGCCGACACUGGUCGCUACUUUUGGAAAUUGUGCGUGCUGCAGCACACUUUCUUCAUGAAAUACGAACAAAACCAAGAGCAUCCAAAUGUUGAACACAAUGUCAAUCUCUUCCAAAAUGUGCCAGAAGACCUAAACGAAAGUCGUGAUAAUUUAUUCGAACAAUCUUCAAAUAUUUAUGCAUCGGAUUCGCAUAUACCCGCAUCGUUAAUGUAUCAAUCACACCAGCAACUGCACCCACAUCAAACGGAAUCAAUUGUUUCGUCGAACAUGUCAUUAGCAGCUAGUCAACAACAAUUGCGUAGUGCCUAUGAACAGGGUUGUACGCCGGUGCCGAAUGACUACACACAUCGCAAUAGCAAUUGGCAAUUGGUUGGCUCCAAUCAAUCGCUGAACAAUGGACGAACACAGAGCACAUCCUGUUUGGAUUUGAGCAAUAACAAUAUUCAGGUGGAACGAGAGCGAGAGCGAUUGAAAGCAUUUUUGCCCGGUUAUCGACCAGCUCCAGACUACGAAACAGCCGUUCAGCAAAAGUAUCGAUCAAACACACACAUCAAUUCGUAUUCGGGAAGUCAGCCGGAUGUGCAUCAAGCGACCGCAAUCACGGAUGCAAUCUUUGGCCAUCAGCUACAACAAAAAUAUCCCGAUGUCACACAAACAACCAACCCAAUUUAUCAGCAACAUUUUGCCGAUCCAAAUUUCAUGGGCGUCGAUGGUUUAUCACAUCAAUUGCAAAUAAUGCGCUUGAAUAAACCACCUCCACCAUAUCACACAAACCGAUUCAGUUCCACAUCGACACCGGACUUGGCAUCGCAUCAAUUGCUUGGCUAUCGUGGUGCGUAUGGUUCGAGUCCGGAUUUGGUUUCGACGCGUACAUUCAUGAAUCAACCGCCACAGUUUAUGUCACAGCAACAAGUUUAUCCGGUGUCAACGACUCAAUCGCAAACAUUCCGCUAUAGAUAUGCUCAAAACAUUGUACCUCAUGGCACAUACGAGAAUUUGAACUAUAUCGAUGGCCACACAAAGACGAACCUUUUGUCACAAAAGCUACAGAAUGGAUAUCGGAAUGGAUCACCGUUGACGAACGGUGGCUUGAUCAAACAGCACAAUGGAUCAAUUGAACCGAUCUACGAGAACAUUCCGUUGCCGUGGCAAAGCGAAAAUAGUCAAGCGGAAAUGCGCGAACGAGCUUCAAGUAUUCAAUCAGCACCGGGUGUGAUGCGCUUCAAAACGCAACCACACUUGAGCCAACAGUUUUUGAACGAAACAAAAAACAGUAAUUUUGCCGUUUCGAACACAAGUCUGACGACAAUAAACGAUUUGAAGAACAAUAAUUUGGCGGAGCAUUCAGUGCUAUCGAAAAGUACAUCGAAUCCAAUCGAUAAACACCAUCACAAAUUUGCACACAACCAAGAUUCGAUUGACGGUCGAACCGGCAACAAUGGAACUGUGAUCGCAAUCAAUUCGAAUUCUACAUUCGAACCAAAAGUGGAAAUUAUUCAGCCACCAAAGCAAUUCCAACAAGCGGAAAAACCCGUGCAUAAAACGCGUAUUGAAAUCACGGCCGCACACGAUGAGUCAACAACGACGAAUAACAUGCAUGAUGCAAGCAAUCGAUCGCUAUCAAAUGUUCUAGAAACGUCACAGAGUUCAACGUUUACAAAUCAAACGGCCACAACGACUGAUUCCGGUGUAAGCAUGGAACAGAAGGAGAAGAAGAAACGACGUUGGGUUUUCUUUGGCAGCAGCCACAGUACCAAAACCAAUUCAAACGAAAAGCACAAGAGUGCAACACUUGGCCGGGAAAAGGAUAAGGAGAAAGACAAGAACAAAGCAUCGAAAUCGAAGACGAUUUCACGCGACGAACAAACAUUGAAGCAUCGAUGGUCAACGGGCCUACCGAAACUUCAACCGUUAGCUGCUACGAUCAGUAAAGAGAAAUUGUCACAAAUCUUGGAAGAGAAGCUUCACGAUACGAAAAUGUUUAUGGAAUUCGAAUCGAUACCAAAGCGAAAAGAGGGAGCUCGCUAUGAUUGUGCAUUGCAUGAGGAGAAUCGAAUGAAAAACUUCGAUCCGAAUUUCCUGCCAUACGACGACAAUCGCGUUCGAAUCACACCGAGCACUGGAAAUCGCCUGGGCUAUGUCAAUGCGUCACACAUCCAAGUCACAGUUGGCAAAAAGCAACGGUUCUACAUCGUUUCACAGUCGCCACACAACACACAAACGCUGCACCUAUUUUGGCAGUGCGUUUGGGAAGCUGAUGUGUACUUGAUCGUCCAGUUGUCGGAGGAGAUCAAUUACAUACCAGCCACAAGUGAAAAGUGCCUGGAUUAUGGUCAGUAUCAAGUGUUCCAGGAGUUUUCGCAGAACACUGGUCGAUGCGUAACAUCCAAAUUCCGACUGUAUCACACACAAUCGCGACGGUAUCGAUCCGUUUGGCAUCUGAAAUAUAACGAUUGGGCUGAGCAAAAUUGUCCGCCGGACGUAGAACACUUUUUAGAUUUUCUAAAAGAAUUGAAUUCGGUUCGUUUGGCUUCGGUAAACGAAGUACCACCUGGUCACAAUACAAAUCCUCCUGUAUUGAUUCAUUGCAGCGAAGGUGGAGGUCGAGCUGGAGUUACAUUAUCCUCUGACUUGCUCCUAUACACUUUAGAUCACAACCAGGUAUGUACGGUGUACGUUGUACACAAUGUCAAAUCAAAUCAUCAUUCUAAAUCCGUUUGCCUAUUUUUAAUCCUUUGUUUACGCUCUUUUUUAACUACACAGGAUUUGGAUAUACCCCGCGUUGUUGGUCAACUCCGUCAGCAACGAGAUAACAUCAUUCCGUCAUUAGCUCAAUACAAAUUCAUUUACUCAUUGCUAAUACAUUCGUUGAAACAAACACGACUCAUCUAAUAUCAUUUGUUUUUUGUUUUUUUUUGCUAUUUCGUCAAAAACUGGAAAAAAACAACUCAUUGUGUAUAUAUACAGAAAUCAAAAUCGUGAUAAACGUUUCAUGAUCAUUUCAUUUUCUUUUUUGCGUAUUCGAAUCGAUUUAUUUUACACUUUGUUCAGACACUCAAGUAUUUCUUUAUUCGACUGAAAACAAAACUUAUGUAUUUUAUUUUUUUUCUAGAAUUUUUUUACAUGCUCUAUUGUACAAUGAACAAAGAACUUUAUGUAUUGAAAAUAGUGAAGAACAACGUCUUUGUCCAAAUAAUUAUGUAUUCAUUAUUAGUAGAAAUUCAGUGUCGUAUGUUAGGAGGAGAUGUUUUGAAUUAAGAGAGAAUGUUUAAUGAAAUUUCGAUUUAUAAAAGAGAAAGUUAACAUGAGAUUCGUUUUUGUUUAUUAAGUUGCAAUUUAUCACCAUUAAAUGAGAGCCUACAAGAGUAUUUUUUGUUAAAUCGACUGCGAAAUUUUCUAGAAUAAGAAAAAAAUAUUUUUUCUUUUCGGUAUUCAUGGAAUAGAAGAUUAAAUUAUUUCGAAUACAAAGAAUGCCUUAUGUGAGCUGUAAAAUUAAAAUGAUUGCAACCCGGGCACUUUGCAACCGUGGUUGUGCGUAUUUGUUUUAUUCGAAAUGUGACUUAAAAGCAAUCUAUUGUGCCUUGUAUUGUUAUCAUAUCAGCGUCAACCAUCUGCCUAUUAAUUAAAUAUGGAAAUAAAUGAAAACAAAAACACCAUCAAUCAUAUAUAUCA